GGGGUGGCUUGCUGAGUCUCCUCGGAGAAAAGGGAGCUGGAACGAGGGGGUGCCCAAUGGCGGCGCGCUGGGAAGUGGUGCGGAAGCCGAGCCGUCGGGGCCCAGGAGGCGGCGGCGGGCCCGGGGGGCGGAAAGCGCUGGGCGAGGCCAAUGGGGGCCGUGGUCUGGCCCCGCCCCUGCCUCUGGCGCCUUCAGAAACCCUCUAUGAGCUCGCCUUUGAGAAGACCAUGAAAAAGCAGAACAAAGAGCAGGUGCCACCACCCCCUGGGCAGCAGCCGCAACAGAAAAAGCAAAACUCGGGGAAGCCCGCCAAGAAAUCAUCAGCUGGAGAUUCGGGGCACAAACAAGGCCAAUUCCGAUCAUUGGAAGAUGCCCUGAAAGCGCUUGAUUUGUCAGAACUCCAGAAGGAGCUGGAUAAAAGCUUGAGCAUGUUCCCUGAGAAUCCUUCUGUAUGGGCCAAAGACCUAGCUGGAUACCUGAACUACAAGCUGCAGGCUCCUAGGAGCGACCCUGCACUUAGCCAGCACCCUCACGACUAUCCCUACUGUCUUGUGAACAAGGAGCUGAGGAGCAUAAUCAAGUCCCUGCUGUCGAAAUCCGGGGGCGUCCUGGAGCUUUUCUUUGACCACUGUAUUUACACAAUGUUGCAAGAGCUGGACAAGACGCCAGGGGAGUCACUGCACGGAUACAGGAUCUGCAUACAAGCAGUACUGUUGGACAGACCUAAAGUUGCCACCGUGAACCUGGGCAAGGUGAGCAGCUGGGUUCAUUCUCACAGGAACCGACCGGCCAAAUGUCUCACCAUCAUGUGGGCCUUGGGGCAAGCUGGAUUUACAGAUCUUACAGAGGGACUUAAAGUGUGGCUCAGCAUUAUGCUUCCCGUUCUUGGUAUCAAAUCGCUCUCCCCGUACGCCAUCGCCUACUUGGAUCGGCUGUUGAUGAUGCACCCCAACUUGACAAAAGGCUUUGGCAUGAUUGGACCCAAAGACUUCUUCCCUAUCUUGGACUUUGCCUUCAUGCCCAACAACUCCUUACCACCCAGCCUGCAGGAGCAGCUACGGCAGUCGUAUCCCCGCCUGAAAGUGCUGGCCUUUGGGGCAAAGCCGGAGACCACCCUGCACACGUACUUCCCUUCCUUCCUCUCCAGGACCACUCUCAACUGCCCGGAUGACAUGAAAAAGGAGCUGCUGAACUGCCUGACCGACUGCCUCAAGUUGGAUCCUCUCAGCUUCAGCGUCUGGAGACAGUUGUACAUCAAACACCUCUCACAGUCCAGCCUGCUCCUGAAUCACCUUUGCGAGUCCUGGGACAGCACCUCCAAAAAGAUGCGAAAGUCUUUGCAGGAAACCGUCCAUUCCUUUAAAGUCACAAACGAGGAGCUGGCCUUGAAAGGGCCGAACAGUGUUCAGGAUGUAGCCGCUUGCAGAUCCACCUGUAAGAACUUGCUGCUCAAGAUGAAAGGCAGUGGGUUCCCCUGGUUUCGGCUGCUGCUGGUUAUCCUGGUGUUUACCACAGGGUUUUUGAUGCAUGAUGUCAGAACUCAUGGCUCCUUCGAAGCUUCUGCCUCUGCUCAUGUCCUCCGCAAUUCUGGCAUCCUGUCUGCUUCUCAGCAAGCCUGGAACAAAGUUUCCCAUUACUCUUUCAAAGGAUACAGCUGGCUAGAAGCAAACGUGCCUCUCUACUAUUCGCACAUGGUGACCGUGCUGGGACCAAACCUGGAGCUAGUCUGGGCCAAGACUAAUGAGACCGCCGUGUACAUCUCUGGGAAGUGCUCUACUCAGCUAGCCUGGCUCGGAGACAACCUGCCCAGGCUCAUUGAAUGGCUCCAGACGCACCUUCCGGAUUCUGUGUUGUACCUGGCCGAGCACCUCAAGGAGCUGCUGCUCUUCCUCAUGCAGAACUACCUUCUGCCAGCCGUGGACUACGUUGCUGGGACGCUGGAGCAGGGCUGGGACCUCUGGGUGGCUUCUUGCAGUGGCGAAGGGUCCUGGGACUGCUUGAGAAGACAGCUGGCGAGCCUCACCCAUUCCUCUUGGAUGUACCUCCAGGACACAACCGUGGCCAUCAAGAACUGGGCCUUGGCCAUCAUCUCCGGCCACUGAGAUCCAGGAGUUGGGCGGGAGGUUUGGGUUACUGCUGGUGACUGACAGCGGAGUGUGCCAACUGCUUGUCCUUGGCGCUGUUCCUCAGGGGCGGGGGCGAUCCCCUGCUGUGAAGCCCUGCUCCGCCUGGGCCUUCCGGGCUCCGAACCCGCUGUGCUGGCAGGCCAGUUCUCCCCGUUCUCUGCUCAGGCCUUAGCUGCCCCCUUCUCGUUGGUCGGUCCUGUCGCUUAGCUGUUGGCUACAGGGUCGUGGUGUCGGCAACAGCUUUUGAGGCAGCAAUGCCCACCCCCAACCGAUUGUCCUUCGUGCUGCUUGAGGCUGGGGUGCAGGUCAAAAAGCCUUGCCUCUCUCCUACCUGAGUAAACUGUUCAGUGCCGUUAUCCCAGGGAAAUGGGUCACGGGGGGGGGGACAGUGAUCUUCCCUGCCAUUUUAUGCAUGGAGCCUCCCAUUCCUUGAACCCCCCUGCCCCCAUCCCUCUACUCCUGAAGAGUCAUUCCCAAGGUCCGGUGCUUGCUUGUGAUGCUCUCUUGCUAGUCUCCCCCCCAUCUCCUUGUCACCUGGGAAGAAGGGCUUCACGCACAGCAUCCCGGACUCCAGCCUGCCUGCUUCAACUGGCCAGCAACCCCCAUGCGGUAGAAGCAAGGAUUUUGAGCCUUUUCUUCUUCUCCCUCCAAGAGCUGCCUUUGACUUCUUGUGUACCCAGGAAAGAGGGGCCUGGCGGCUGAGGAUGGGUAAUUCUUCAGCCAUGUGAGUAGGAAUGAGAGCAAUGCAAAUUCCGUAGGGAAGGGAGAAGGCGGUUGCUCCCCUUCAUAGUGUUGGAGAGAAGCUUGUGAGUCCUGUAGGGGCAACUCUCCCGUCCUCCACAAGCACUUAGGGAAAUGGAACAAUUCUCACAAAUGAUGGAUGUGGGUGGGGAAUCCUGUUUUUAAUCGCAUUUUCUCAGUCCACUUUUAAAUUCUCCGUCUGCCUCUAAAUUAAACGUUGCCCUCCUGGAGGGAAGGUGGAAUGCUGCCGUGGUCGGUCCCAGGCGGAUUAGUCCGUGUGGGCAUGGCCUUGUGGCUGCCUCCACACUCUGGCGUGGAUACCGCUGGGUAUUCCUGUCCCCUCCUUGAAAUUAAUGUGUAGGGACCAAGUCAUGAUGGAUUUGCUUGGGGAAAUAACAGUUUGGAGGAAGCGUCUCUUAAAUUGUGUGGCACAUUCCUCCAUAGUGUCAUGUCAGGAUUGUCUGCUAACAGGCUGGGCCUGCGUUUCAGUGCACAUCAGGUGCUGCUUGCCCGGCCAGACUCAGGUGGAUGGGUGUUAGAGCAGGACUUGUGCGAAGCACAUUGUCUGCCCUUGUGGGCCUGGCCGCUGAUCAUGGGCUGUGCUCCUUGACUCAUUUGGAAUUCCAAAGGUAAUGGGACUAAGUCAUGACAGUUAUGUGACACUCCUGUCAUGUGCAAUAAAGGAAAAUCUCUUUGGUUACAAUCCUUGCUUUCAUGUUGUCUGUCUCUGCCCCUUGCAUCAGCCGGCCUCUUGGGCUGCACCACAUCCCCUUUUUACCCCCAUCAUCUUUCCGUACUGGAGCCACCACCCUUUCUUUCUUAAAACUGGCCCUAAAUCCUCUGUCCCUUCUUCACUGUCCUUUCAGAGGUUGGGUUGAUGCUCUUCCUCUAUUUCUCAUUCUGUGUGCAUGAAAUUUAUUCAGUCCACCUUUCUUGCCAAGACUCAAGGUGGAUUACAACCCCCCAAAAUGCAGUAAGAACAGUAUAAGACACAACUAUCAGAAUCAGAGAACGUUACACAGAAACACAUUACAAUACUGUAAAAGCAGGAACUGCAAGACUGCAAAACAAUGUAGUGGAACAUAAAAUAAACAGUAAUAAAACUGGAUGACAAAAAAUGUGCAGGCAUGGUGCUGUUCUGGGGGUUUUUUGCAUUAACUCACUGCCAAGGGGAGAGAUUUGUUGUGCAUUCUGACCUGACUUGGUUGUAAAAGAAGAGAUUGGAUUUAUA
Molecule: messenger RNA, 4098 nt
Organism: Gekko japonicus
Lineage: Eukaryota; Metazoa; Chordata; Lepidosauria; Squamata; Gekkonidae
Gene: TMEM214
Product: transmembrane protein 214
Exons: 18
Coding region: 57-2102 (681 amino acids)
Cellular component (GO): endoplasmic reticulum; Golgi apparatus
Source: RefSeq, a predicted model, not a curated record